Molecule: messenger RNA, 3184 nt
Organism: Chanos chanos (milkfish)
Lineage: Eukaryota; Metazoa; Chordata; Actinopteri; Gonorynchiformes; Chanidae
Product: dnaJ homolog subfamily C member 7
Exons: 14
Coding region: 3-1490 (495 amino acids)
Molecular function (GO): protein binding
Source: RefSeq, a predicted model, not a curated record
ACAUGGCAGCUGUUGACUGUGAUAUGCCGAUGGACCCGGAUCCGCAAAUAUUAAGCGAGGAAGAUAUGGAGAGGGAGGCCGAAGGCUACAAGGAGCAGGGGAAUGCAUACUAUAUUAAAAAGGAAUACUCAGAAGCUUUCAACUACUACACAAAGGCCAUUGAUGCCUGUCCUAAGAAUGCCAGUUACUAUGGUAACCGGGCAGCCACCUUAAUGAUGCUGAGUCGCUUCAGAGAGGCGCUGGAAGACUCCCAGCAGGCUGUGCGUCUGGAUGACUGCUUCAUGAAGGGUCAUUUGCGAGAGGGGAAGUGCCAUCUGUCACUAGGCAAUGCCAUGGCUGCUAGUCGCUGCUUUCAGAAGGUUCUAGAGCUAGAACCCACCAAUAGUCAAGCCUUACAGGAGCAUAAGAAUGCAGCGGCUUUGCUGGAGUUUGAGAGAAUGGCGGAGCUUAGCUUUGAGAAAAGGGAUUUCAGAAAGGUGGUGUACUGCAUGGACCGGGCCCUGGAGUUUGCUCCAGCCUGUCACAAGUUUAAGAUCAUGAAGUCUGAGUGUCUCGCGCUGCUAGGCCGGUACCCAGAAGCUCAGUCUGUGGCCAGUGAUAUCCUGCGGAUGGACUCCACCAACGCUGACGCGCUGUACGUGCGGGCUCUGUGUCUGUAUUAUGAGGACUGUAUCGAUAAGGCCGUGCAGUUUUUCAUUCAGGCGCUGCGUAUGGCUCCUGACCAUGAGAAAGCCCGUUUAGCCUGCAGAAAUGCAAAAGCACUCAAGGCGAAGAAAGAGGAGGGGAACGCGGCCUUUAAAGAGCGCGAUUACGAUGCGGCUUACCGCUUGUACUCGGAGGCUCUGACAAUAGACCCCAAUAACAUCAAAACCAAUGCCAAACUCUUCUGCAACAGAGCCACUGCAGGGGCCAAGCUGAAUAAGCUGGAGCAGGCGAUCAAUGACUGCAGCAGUGCCAUAAAGCUGGAUGAGACCUAUAUCAAAGCCUACCUGAGGAGAGCUCAAUGCUACAUGGACAUGGAGCAGUAUGAAGAAGCUGUGCGAGACUAUGAGAAGGUCUACCAGACAGAGAAAACUAAAGAGCAUAAGCAGCUGCUGAAGAAUGCUCAGCUAGAGUUGAAGAAAAGUAAAAGGAAAGAUUACUAUAAGGUCCUCGGUGUCAGCAAAAAUGCUACCGAGGACGAGAUCAAGAAGGCAUAUCGUAAACGGGCUCUCAUGCACCAUCCAGACCGGCACAGUGGGGCGAGUGCAGAGGUGCAGAAGGAGGAGGAGAAGAAGUUUAAGGAGGUUGGCGAGGCCUUCACGGUGCUGUCUGACCCAAAGAAGAAGUCACGCUAUGACAGCGGUCACGACUUGGAGGAUGACGGCAUGAACAUGGGUGACUUUGAUGCCAACAACAUCUUUAAGGCCUUCUUCGGAGGACCUGGAGGCUUCAGUUUUGAAACAAACCAGUCCUCUGGACCUGGAAACUUCUUUUUCCAGUUUGGUUAAAGUGAAGAUUACUAGUUCCCAUCUCAUUCCCGAUGGAAUCAUGAACUUCGUAUCAGUCCUCCUUCGCCCCCUUCCCAGUUUACUUAACACCAACAACUCAACACAGCAAUGGAAAAUCACUUUAAUCGACAAGCCAGAAAUAUCUCUUGCUUUUCCAGCUUAAGAAAUGAGGAGAGACAAGCCAUCAUGUUUUCCCUCAGAUGGUCCCCCCGAACCUGUUUUCGACUAAACGACAUAGCCUCAAAUCAGCUAUUCACGCAGUAACAAAGUCUGAAUACUUUUUUUAGAAAAAUAAAUUUAAAAAAUUGAAUUUAAACACAGAUCAGUAAAGAAUACUUUAAGAAAUUGAGGAUUUGGAAACUGAACUCCUGAUGGUAUUUUAACACAUACAGUGAGUUACGUAUUCAUACUCUAUGAACAAUUCCACAAAAAGUUCGACCCUGUGAGAAGGACAAGAUGUUUGUUAGGCAGAGGUUUGUCAGAUUUUCUGUAGUGUGAAAACGACCAGCUAAGGACCACCUCAAACUCUGUACCUAUGAAGUUAUAUAUUUCUUACUUAUGUGGCAUUGAAUUAGUUAGUAAUCAUGACUGAAGAGCCAAACAUCAUUCUAACCACCAAACCUCUUUUUACUCAGGGCGACUGUGGGUACAUUGUUCCUUUCAGAUUACGAUCUAGAUUAGAUUAUGAGGUACCAACAGGUAAAAUACUUGUAAUGAUAACAUUGAUUAGCACCAGCUGUUUGUUAUAGUACCUGGCGAAAACCCUACUGUAAAAGAAUAUAAUGGAUACACAUGAACCAAGGGGAAGAUCAAAGACUUGUUGAGCUCUCUUUAUCUUGGUUGUAUGUAUUUUGUAUGCCAAGUUAUAGUUUUACUGUAGUAUCACACUUAAUUCUAGAACAUGUCCAACAGUCAAGGUUUCAUUUUCAUCUUUCCAGUUUUACUAAACCUGUCGGUAAUUGUGGUAAUUGCUUCUGAUCCUACGUCCUCAUGAGGGAUCCAGUUCGGUGUCCAUCAGCUCAUAUUGAGUAGAUCAUAUUGACUGAAGGAUUGGUUUGAAUGUCACAUCAUAGAAUGAAUAUCACAGCGUAGAGUGCCACUGUCAGAGCUGUUGUGUGAGAGAGUGUUCAUUAUAGUUUCCUCAUCAGGAAGAGAUGUGAAAGUUUAGGCAGAUACGUCAUAGUUGACAUAAUGACAUUCAAAUACACUGACAGUCCAUGGGACCUGUUUUGUUGCUCCUGUAAUUCUCAUUGCUUUUUUUUUCUCCUUUUUACUGGAAUGAUUAUUGUUAUGUGUUAAUAGUUGAUUUUUUUUGUUCUUGUUUUUAGUUGGUGUCAUAUUUCUAUUUAUUUUUUAUUCAGAAUGUUAAACAGCAGCUAGAUAAUGUUGAAGAUCAUCUUCAAUUUAUUAACAUUUUUUGACAAUGCAGAGAAUAUGUCAAGUAAAAAUAUAUCAACUAUGCUUUCGUUAAUGUACCAGAAGAAACCAAUAUUAUUAAAUGCACAGUUUGCCUCAGUGUUUUUCCACAUGCAACUUUUUUACUUUUUUAAAUCAAACAAGCUUCAAGUAGACAGUUAAAUCUCAUGUCUGUUCCCAGACCAGGAGGUGUUACAGUGCUUGACAUGCACUCGUGUUUGUUUUGUUCAGAACUCAAGGUCUUAUUUUACAAUAAACUCUAAAAUCAUAAUCCCAGU